AUGGCAGACGCCAAGGCUCUUCCUGUAUUCGCCUUCACAGAAGAAAGGGUACAGGUGCAGCAGUUGCGUGGCUAUUUGAAGGAACACGGAGCAUCUAUUGAUGAAGAAGGUCCUGCUGAUUUCGCCGAUAAUCUUCUUGGACUUGUGAAAGAAUUGAGCCUUAUUGGUAGUUUAGAAUGCGAUAAAGAGACAGAAAUGAUUUUGAGUUCAGUGUCAUCCCUUAUUGUAGUUGUAGCUCCAGAAGCUGCAAUCACUAUUGUUGAUGAGUUAUGUAAGCAGGUUUCGUCUGACAAAUUUCAGGGGAUAGGAUGGUCGUCCAAUAUUGGUGCAGCUGUGCGCAUUUUGUCAAAUCUGUUCUAUGGAUUUAAUACUUUCCCUCGUGUUCAAUAUGCCUUGUAUGUUGCAUUGGUAAAAUUAUGUGGUCGAGCAAGGAUAAUUGGUGAUUUAGAUGUCAGUCCGGAUAAGGUUAACGAGUAUGUUAAGAAGUGGAAUUUGAACAAAGACCAGCAGAGAAAUUUACUGCGGGAUAUCCAUGCAGCUUUAAUUAAUGACCAGAGGUCUGAUCAGGCCGCCAAGACUAUGAUGGCGUUGUUGGGAACGUAUACCGAUGAAGACGCUUCAUCAGCUGUAGAUGAUGCCCAUGAAUGUGUGCGAACAGCCAUUGUAGAUCCAAAAUCGUUUAGCUUUGAUCAUCUGUUACGACUCGAAGCUGUUCGAGUAUUGGGAAAGAAAGAUCCUGUCAUGUAUGAGAUGUUGAAAUUAGUUUCCGAGGGUACUUUAAAAGAUUACCACACGUUCGUGCAAAAGCAUCCAAAUUUUGUGAAGGAAAAACUUCAUGUGGAGGAGUCUGUUCUUGUGAAGAAAAUGCGACUGUUAACAUUGAUGUCGAUGGCUGAAAAAAAUAAUACCAUAUCAUUAAAAGACUUGGCAAAGGAAGUUGAUAUGGAGGAUGGAGUGGAACUCGAGGAGUUUAUUAUCGAAGCUGUUCAAGUCAAUGCUAUAACUGGCAAAGUUGACGAGAUUCGUCGCGAGUUACAUAUCACUUCUUUGCAACACCGGUCUUUUGGUCGUCCGCAGUGGGAAUUAUUGCAGAAAAGGCUGACGAUGCUAAUAGAUAACUUGAAAGAGGCUCAUAAAAAUAUAGGAAGUGUUCUUCCACAUGAUGAAGCCACUUGA
This is a messenger RNA of Enterobius vermicularis (human pinworm), 1176 nucleotides long. NCBI's taxonomy places the organism in Eukaryota, Metazoa, Nematoda, Chromadorea, Rhabditida, Oxyuridae. The record is from the annotation of a GenBank genome assembly.